This is a messenger RNA of Lindgomyces ingoldianus, 676 nucleotides long. RefSeq lists its product as uncharacterized. Gene Ontology annotation, biological process: protein folding in endoplasmic reticulum. NCBI's taxonomy places the organism in Eukaryota, Fungi, Ascomycota, Dothideomycetes, Pleosporales, Lindgomycetaceae. Bases 157 to 570 code for a protein of 137 amino acids. The transcript has 2 exons. Gene Ontology annotation, cellular component: EMC complex. The record is from RefSeq and is a predicted model, not a curated record.
UUCACAUCCAACUCUCAGUCCCACCCACCGUAUUCAGAGCCUGCCGUAGCUUCCCUGAAGAAAUUUCUUCAGGUGUGGCUGCUGUCGAACGCAUAAUUUAUCCCACGAAACCCCGACAGCCGCUAUCAUUCUUGUUCAACAACUCCAGUUUCCAAUAUGCCUCUCAUCGGCGCAACCCUCAACACUAUGGGCCUAAUGUUUCUGACCCACGCAGUCUACUCCACCUACGAGCACACCGCCACCUUCCCUUCCGCGCCUCUGCCGCUUGACAUCACCAUUGAACUCCUGUUUUCGACCCUGGUCCUAUCAGCUGGCAUCGUGUUUUCGUCGCCGAGUCUGAAACCGAUACAAUGGGCAAAAUGGGCGGGCAAGAUUGAGCGCGAGGGAUGGCAGAGUGAAGGCAGGUGGACGAGAGAAGGGGAGGAGGUGCUGAGUGAUGGUGACCCUUAUGCCUUCUUAGGUCUAGAUGGCGGGAUUGGAGGGAAGGGAGAAGGCAGGAGAGGCUUUUGGGAUGUUAGGGUGAAGAGGAAGGAGUAUGCUGAGUGGGUCAAGACUGGAGGUCACAGCUGAGUCGUAGAUGCGACUAGAAUGGUAUAUCCCACAGCCCAGUGAGCAUUCUAUCGUGGCACUCCACAUCCACACUCGCAUGGCUGAUAUGAUGAGCCUCAUGAUAUCC